Molecule: messenger RNA, 2138 nt
Organism: Lotus japonicus
Lineage: Eukaryota; Viridiplantae; Streptophyta; Magnoliopsida; Fabales; Fabaceae
Product: calcium-dependent lipid-binding protein-like
Exons: 12
Coding region: 332-1888 (518 amino acids)
Cellular component (GO): endoplasmic reticulum
Molecular function (GO): lipid binding
Source: RefSeq, a predicted model, not a curated record
UUGAUCUUGAGGAUGUGCUGUCCCUACAGCUCAUCUCAGUUACAACUAGGCUUUAAUGCUUUGUUUUCAAUCUUGUGGAGGAAGAGAAUAUGAACCCACAACACUGAAAGUGACAUUUCAAAAGAGAAAGUUUCCAUUUUUACAGUUUUUGAAGCCUCACAGUGGUUGAGGGAGUAAGCCCCACAGCUCAUAGCAUUCAUUAUUAGCAUAAUUUUACCAUCUGGGUUUUCUUUUUGCUUGCUACUUUUGGUCUCUCUGCAUAAUCUCACUCCAGGUUGGAGUUCAGGGUUUUGGGUUUUGAUUUUUGGGUUCCUGUUUGGAAUCUGUGAAAAUGGGUUUGCUUUCUGGGAUGUUUAUGGGGAUACUGUUCGGCAUAGCAUUGAUGGCAGCAUGGGAGCGGAUGAUGAGGUACCGAAGCGCCAAGAGAAUUGCAAAGGCAGCUGACAUUAAACUCCUUGGAUCCCUGAACAGAGACGAUUUAAAGAAAAUUUGUGGUGAUAAUCUUCCUGAGUGGAUAUCUUUUCCUGUAUAUGAGCAGGUGAAAUGGUUAAACAAGAUGCUGAGCAAACUUUGGCCAUUUGUGGCAGAAGCAGCAACACUGGUGAUCAGGGAAUCUGUUGAACCACUGCUAGAAGAGUACAGACCUCCUGGAAUUACUUCAUUGAAGUUCAGCAAGCUGUCACUUGGAAAUGUGGCUCCAAAAAUUGAAGGUAUUCGUGUGCAGAGUCUUACCAAAGGUCAAAUCAUAAUGGACAUUGAUUUCCGUUGGGGUGGUGAUCCCAGUAUUAUUUUGGCUGUUGAAGCCGCCAUGGUUGCGUCGAUCCCUAUUCAGCUGAAAGAUCUAAAGGUUUUCACCAUUAUCCGUGUUAUAUUCCAACUUGCUGAAGAGAUCCCUUGCAUUUCUGCGGUUGUUGUUGCUCUACUUGCUGAGCCAAAGCCCAGGAUUGAUUAUACUCUGAAAGCUGUUGGUGGAAGUUUGACGGCAAUUCCUGGAAUUUCAGAUAUGAUUGAUGAUACUGUGAAUACAAUUGUGACUGAUAUGCUCCAAUGGCCUCAUAGGAUUGUCGUUCCACUUGGUGGUAUACCUGUUGAUACCAGUGAACUGGAGCUUAAACCCCAGGGAAGCCUUAAAGUGGUUGUAGUGAAAGCAAAUGAUUUGAAGAAUAUGGAAAUGAUUGGAAAAUCAGAUCCUUAUGUAGUUUUGUAUAUUCGACCCUUGUUUAAGGUUAAGACCAAGGUUAUCGACAACAACUUGAAUCCUACUUGGGAUCAGACAUUUGAAUUGAUUGCAGAAGACAAGGAGACUCAGUCACUCACUCUUGAGGUUUUUGAUGAAGACAUUGGGCAGGAUAAGCGAUUAGGGAUAGUACAAUUACCCCUUAUUGGCCUGGAAGCAGAAACUGAAAAGGACAUUGAGUUGAGGCUUCUGUCAUCUCUUGAUAGACUGAAGGUGAAAGAUAAGAAGGACCGAGGAACUUUGACAAUAAAGGUCUUUUAUCAUCAGUUUAACAAGGAAGAGCAGUUGGCUGCACUUGAAGCAGAAAAACUGAUAUUAGAAGAAAGGAAGAAACUCAAAGCAGCUGGAGUCAUAGGAAGCACGAUGGACGCGGUAGGGUCCGGUGUUGGACUGGUUGGUACCGGUGUGCUUGCUGGCGCUGGGCUCGUGGGGACCGGCAUCGGUGCUGGAGCCGGGCUGGUGGGGAGCGGCAUUGGCGCGGGAGCCGGGUUUGUUGGGAGCGGUCUCGGAGCCUUUGGUAGCGGACUGAGCAAGGCGGGGAAGUUCAUGGGAAGGACAAUCACGGGAAGUCAUAGUGCCUCCAGGAGGAGUGGUUCUUCUACUCCAGUCCAUAAUGCACAGGAGAAUGGUGGUGGUGCAAAGCCUCUCUAAUUCCUUCAAGAUUUGAUAAUGAACAGAUUGCUAUGUUGUUUUUUGGUUUUUCACCAUAUUUUCUCCAGAGCUGUUAAUCAACUAGAAAUGUGAAUUUAGUUCAGUUGUAUCAUCUUUAUCUGUAAGUAUGUUUGACCUGAUUUGUUUGUGUAUUCAAAUUGUAAAAAUUCCUUCUUUACUGAACAUCAAUGUGAUUCAAAACAUAAAGGAAGUGUUCCUCAGAUGAGAGGAGAUUACUAUUGGAACAAAA